Molecule: messenger RNA, 1239 nt
Organism: Symbiodinium pilosum
Lineage: Eukaryota; Dinophyceae; Suessiales; Symbiodiniaceae
Source: the annotation of a GenBank genome assembly
AUGAAGCCCGCUAUUCCUCCAGAAACAUCUUCGACGUGGUCAGUGUGUGUGAUCGGAGGUGGACCUAGCGGUUUAGGUUGCUGUCGGAGGCUGUGCGAUGCUGGCCUACAUGUGACUCUAGUACAAGAGAGCCGCGGUCUAGGUGGCAAGCUGUGUACUAAAUUUGUGAAUGGCAAGGAUGAUCCGACACUGCACUUCGACAUGGGUGUGCAGCUCCUGCAGCCGGCAGGGCCGCUGGCAGACGAGCUUCAAGGCAUCGUACAACCCUGGCCAAAGCCAGGCCGCUUCAAGCGCAUCUGCUGCAAGGGUGACUGGGACCAUUGGAGGAUUGUUUCUGUGCACGACGUCUCAGUCGAUGGGCUUGUCGUUGGAGUUCCGUCCAUGUCUGCUGUUGGGCGUUUCUUGGCUGACAAAUGCUCUAAUCUGGAGGUUCACGUUGAUCGAACGGCUCAUGUCAUUGGUCGUUCUCCGAAAACGCAGCGAUGGGGAGUUGAGUGGAGCCGGGCUGAAGCUAACGCUGGACAACUGCGAUAUCGCCCUGAGCUGGCCGAGGGUGCAACUGAAUCUGAAUGCAAAUCCUUUGAUGCAGUGGUUCUCGCAUUUGAGGCCAAUAAGAUCCUGCAGGGUUGCAAGUCUGGAUAUAAGCAAGUUGCUCCGUCAGUGGCACCAAGCCUGCGUCAGCAGCUAUCUGGCCGCACGAAAACAUCGCAGCUCUGGAAUCUCAUGAUUGCAUUUGACCGAGAACUACCAAUGCCCUGGGAUGCGGCGACAGUGGAAGGCCACGGCUCACUAGCAUGGAUUGCUGUCAACAGCUCCAAGCCCGAACGUGCUCGUGUGCCGCAGUGCUUCAUGGUUUUUUCCACAAACUCCUGGGCCGCAUGGAAGCAGUGGUCCAAGAAGGAGGUCGAACGUGUGCUGCUCUACGACUUCAUGAGUUUUCUGGAUCAGGUCUUGGGUUUCUGGCCGCCUGAGCCAUGUUUCGUCCUGAGCGGACGCUGGGGGAACAACACUGAGGCGGUGCUUACAGGUGCACGGCCAUCAGGCGAGUUCCCGGUUCGUGCGCUGGCGUACGAAGAUGCUGCCAUUGGUGCCAAACCUCUGUGGGAUGCUGAGGUGCGCAUGGGUGUGACAGGAGACUGGGCCCGCGGGUUUUCUGUCAGUGACGCUUACAGUGCCGGGGUAGAUCUUGCUGAUGCAGUGCUCAAUUCGGGCGACCUCGGUAAACUUCGUGGCGGCUAA